Cyclopterus lumpus (lumpfish) is the source of this 1999-nucleotide messenger RNA. RefSeq names its product DnaJ (Hsp40) homolog, subfamily C, member 1 (gene dnajc1). The transcript is spliced from 12 exons. Gene Ontology annotation, cellular component: endomembrane system. NCBI's taxonomy places the organism in Eukaryota, Metazoa, Chordata, Actinopteri, Perciformes, Cyclopteridae. The record is from RefSeq and is a predicted model, not a curated record. The coding region runs from base 90 to 1676 and encodes 528 amino acids.
CCGGAUGUAACCAGCAGUACUUCCGGUGGUCUCUGAGCUUCUUGUCGACAUAUAGAUCGGGCUUUCUGUGGUCUAGCGGUUUCUCUGUGAUGGCGGUCUGUGCGGGUCCGCUCGGGUCCCUGCUGAUCUGUUUGUCCUUGCUGGUCUCUGCGGUCCCUCCUCUGGUAGCCUGGGACGCGGAUCUGGAGCUGCUGGACCUGGUGGAGGAGAUACCGCAGAACUUCUACCAGUUCCUGUCCCUGGAUCAGGAUGCUUCAGCAGCUGAGAUAAAGAAGGCUUAUCGACGGCUGUCUCUCUCUCUGCAUCCUGACAAGAACAAAGAUGAAAAUGCUGAAACUCAGUUCAGACAACUAGUUGCCAUUUAUGAAGUCCUGAAGGAUGAGGAGAGAAGAAGCAAGUAUGAUGAUAUCCUGGUAAACGGGCUUCCUGAUUGGCGGCAGCCAGUGUUCUACUAUAGACGAGUGAGGAAGAUGAGUAAUGCAGAGCUGGCCUUCCUCCUCUUCCUCAUCCUCACUGUGGGACACUACGCUGUCAUUUGGUCCAUAUACCUGGAGAAACAGCUGGAUGAGCUGCUGAGUAAGAAGAAGAAAGAGAAGAAGAAGAAGCUGAGCUCCAGACCUGCAGAGGAGAUCAGGUGUAUUGGCCAGGAUCGAACCGACGGAGUUCAUGAUCGGCCACACUGGCAAGACAUCCUCCCUCUGAAGCUGAGCAUCUGGCUUUACCUCUCCAUCAAAAACCUGCCACAAACCAUCCAGGAAGUAAAGCAGUACUAUGAGGACUACCAGCAGAUGAAACAGCAGCAGAAGGAAGAAGCUGAAGCUGAACAGGAAGUUGUAAUAAGAGAAAAGAGGCCAAAGGUCAAGAAGCCGAAGGUAGAGUUUCCUGUUUAUGAGCUGUCAUCAGAGAACCUGACUUGCCAGGGUUACGACCAGGCCACAUCCAUCGAGGAGAUUGAAGACCAGAUGGACGACUGGCUGCAGGACCGCGGAGCUGCAAAGAAGAAGGCUGUAGACUGGACGGAGGAUGAGCUCAGCCUCCUCAGCAGGUUGAUGGGUAAAUUUCCUGGAGGAUCUCCAGGUCGCUGGGAGAAGAUUGCUCAUGAACUUGGAAGAUCGGUGUCUGAUGUGACGACUAAAGUCAAACUGGUGAAAAACAAUGUGAGCCACACCUCAGGUCUGGUGAAACUGUCGGAUCUGAAGGGACCUCUUCUUCCUGUGAGGUCAUUUCCUGUUUCUGACAGGCUGAUGACUCAGAGAAUGUCCUGUGAGGAGGAGCAGGAGGAGAUGGGGGCGGAAGAUGAAGCAGUUCCAUCUGUCAGGAGGAGGACCAGGAAGUCAGCAGCAGAUGAGGGGGAGGUGAAAGUCCGAGGCCAUCGCCAGAGAGAUUUUGACCCAGCCGUGGCAGUGCAGGAGGAGGAAGAGGAGGAGGAGGAGGAAGAAGAAGAAGAAGAGGAGGAGGCGGAGCCUCAGGAGAAUAGAGAGAAGGCGGACCCCACUGUCUGGACUCAAAACCAACAGAAACAGCUGGAACUCGCUCUGCAACAGUUUCCCAGAGGAACAGCAGAGCGCUGGGACCGCAUCGCCAAGGUGGUCCCAGGGAAGACCAAGGAGGAGUGUAUGAUUCGUUAUAAGAUGUUAGCGGAGCUCGUUCAGAAAAAGAAACAGGCUAAAAGCUGAUUGAAGGUAAUGACCUUCCUACUGCUGUGACCUCGGACCUCCUUACAGGUGUAUCACCUGACAGGUGAAUGACUGUGUGACCUGUCAAAUGUCAGCAAUGUUUAAUUCUCUCUCCAGGUGAGCUCCCUCCCGAUUGGACAGAAUUAUUUUGUGUUUUGUUGUGUUAUGUGGCGUCUCACCUUCUCAGGUGUUUUAUAAUUGAUGUGUCAAAAGAAGCAGGAAAUUAGUUUUAUCCCACCUGACCUCUGACCUCAUAGCUUCAUGUGCCUUAACUCCAUACAGCAUGCUGUCAAUCAACUACUCAAUAAAAAGUAUUUAUUAUC